AACAGGACUACUCGAUGUUGUUGCUUCAAACCAGGACCAUAUAUAAUACUCCGUAGGCGUAUAUAUACCAAACAUCGAACUGUUCAACAGCAGCUGCCUGUCGUUUCCUCUUUCGCGAUAACUUUCAAACCCCAUCGUAAUCCUCCACAGAUCGCCCAAUUCGAACCCCUCUGAUUGCUUUUCUGAGCAAAAUCUCACAUACCCACCUGUUGAUUCCUCUUCAAAGCCUUUUAUCUUCGAUUUUCCGUACAAAACCUAGUUGUUUUGAGACCAAAACUGCUUGUUUUGGGAAUUGGGUUUGAGGAUUUUGGUUUGAUUGGGAAAAUCCAUCUGUGGUUUUAUUGGUUUGGGUCUGAUUCAGUUCAACAAAUUUGAUUGCUACGUGGGUUUGUUCGGAACUUUUCUGGGUUAUUUAUUUUGGGUUGAAAUCAUCUUGGAUUUUUGGUUAGUGGUGUUGUAGUCCUGAUGAUGGAUAGUGGGAGAAGGCGAAGGAGUGAUAAUUAUAACCAGGAAGUUGCAAGAGCAAGAUCGCAUGACAGAAAGCCACCCCUUGGUAAUUGGCAGCAAAGUGUGCCUUCAUGGGAAAGGAGUCCUUCAGGUAAUCGGCAGCAAACUGUGCCUUCAUGGGAACGGAAAUUUUGCACUGUGGUUGGUUCACUCCCAUGGAGAAAUAUCUUAGACGCCAAGAAGUUUAUACACCUAUACGACAAUGUGCUGAAAUGGAAUGACUCUGCUGGUGAAGAGGCAUUCAUCAAUGCUAAGAACCGGUUCUGGGCACACAUAAAUGGCCUUCCCUGUCAAAUACCAUCCCCUGAUCCAGAUAUUUAUAAUGAUAAGAUAGAUUGGAAUGCCAACGUCGAUCCUCAGCUUAUAUUGGACUUAGAAUCCGAGCCUAUUGCACCGGAAAACCAAGAAAAGGCCGAACCGGUCGUGAUUAUGGGUGGACUCUUCUCUGAUAACUUAUACUCUCCAUCCGGGUGGGGUGAUGCUGAAGAUGAUAUGAAAAAGACCGGUUUUCCUUCAGAAAAUAAGGAAAAUCCAUGGGAGUCCGACUCCGCUCAGGUUAAUGAAUCUGUUAGACAGAAUGGAUGGGGAGAUGUCUGUAAUGAUUCGUGGUGUGCAAAUCAAGAUACCGGAGUGGCGAAAAAUACUGGUUGGGAAGAUGGUUGGAAUCAAUGGGAGAAUAAAAACCAUGAGUCUAAUAAUUCGAAAUAUGGAACAAAUUCCGGAGUUUGGCAACCGUGGGACCACGGGAAUCAAGAAAACACUGGUGGGUGCAUGUCAAGGUAUAAAACCUCGAGGUUUCGUGGCGAUGACAAACCUACAAACAGGGAAUGGAGGAACGGAAAGGGAAGAAAGAGUGUGAAUUUCGUUUGUGAACUUCCUUAUGUGGAUAAUAGACAGCGGAACUUGAUGAAUUCAUGCACCCCAAUCAGGCAUAACGGAUCUGCCAAACGAGGACAUCAGUGGAGGUGGGAGAAACCAGUUUCUUGAAUGUGAAGGUGAAUAAUAUUGCUCCAUUUGGUUCAUUCUUAAGUAUAUAUUGGUCUGCAUCUUUCUGAAAAAUGGUGUGUACACCAAUUAGGUGGUGUCUGUGUUUUUUUUUGGUAGUAGUUAGUAAUAAGUAGUGUUUGUUGCUCCCAAAAAAAAAAAAAGUAGUGUUUGGCUGAGAAAUUUUCCUCUGAAAUUUUGAACAUGUUUUGCUCUAUUGGGGGAGGAUGUUUUGUAAUAUUAGGAGUGCAGAGUCAUAUUUUGCAAGUAGGUUGAGAAUAAGAAUUGUUGUUUAUAUUAUGAACCUUACCUGCUGGGUUUGGUUUUAUAAAGGAGGGUUUUGUAUUCUGGUCCCUGGGAUUACUUAAUAUAGUAGUAGUAAUUUCUAUUGUUUUGUGAAGAA
Rhododendron vialii is the source of this 1894-nucleotide messenger RNA. RefSeq lists its product as uncharacterized. NCBI's taxonomy places the organism in Eukaryota, Viridiplantae, Streptophyta, Magnoliopsida, Ericales, Ericaceae. Bases 466 to 1494 code for a protein of 342 amino acids. The record is from RefSeq and is a predicted model, not a curated record. The transcript has 2 exons.